UCGCGUUUCUGGUGACGAAAAUCUUACGCCUAAAAAAUCACAAUUUUAACCGGAAAAUCUUGCUUAAAUUCGCGUUAAAACACCUUCAUUUUGUGUAUUACUCAAAGUGAAUCGCACUAAAAGUGGUUUUCUUUGAGCUACUGUGCGCAGAAGUGUAUAAAAUCCGAUUUUAAAGUGCUCUUUUUUUUUAAAGAAGAACAAGAAGAAGCUUGAACUUGGGCUUACUCAAACAAAGCGGCAAUCAUGGAUGUCGCGAGGCAACUGCUGGACGAGUUGAUGGGCCGGAACCGGAAUCUUCAUCCAUCCGUCAAGACCAAGGAGUUAAACUGGGAAGAUGAGGAGUUUUGCACAUAUUUCAUGGUUAAAUUCUGCCCGCACGAUCUGUUUGUCAAUACCCGGGCGGAUUUGGGACAGUGUGGCAAGCUGCACGACGAAGAAGCAAAGAAGCUGUUCGACGCAACAAAACCGUGUCGUAAGAAGACCCAGUACGAGGAAGAUUUUCUUCGGUUCUGUACCAACAUGAUCAACGAAGUCGACCGGAAGAUAGUGAAAGGUAAGCAAAGACUACUUUUGAUGAACAGCAAGCUGGAGAAUCGACCGGUUUCCAAACAGCAAGAGCAGAUCAAUACGAUCAACGAAAAGAUCGGCAAGCUGAUCCGAGAAGCUGAGGAAGCCGGCAUACGAGGCGAUGUGGAUCAGGCACAGAGCCUGAUGCUUAUGAGUGAUCAGCUGAAGGAGGAAAAGGACGAAUUGAUCAAACAGCAUGAAUCGAAUGGAUGGUCAGUGACCGCGGAAUAUGCCGCAUCGCAGGAGAAGCAAAUGGAAGUUUGUCAGGUUUGUGGUGCGUUCCUCAUCGUAGGUGAUGCACAGCAACGAAUCGAUGAUCAUCUUACCGGCAAGCAACAUUUGGGCUAUUCAAAGUUGAGAAAAGCGGUCGAGGAGAUGGUGGAAGCCAGAAAUAAGCCUGCACCACCACGAGUGGAAGAGCGGCGGCGAGAUGAUGAUCGUAGACGUGAUCGUCGUCGGGAUGAACCUAGAUCGAGAGAGCGUGAUGAUCGCUUUAAGCGUGAUGAUAGACGUCGGGAUCGUCGAGAUACUCGUGAUAGGGACUACGAACGUCACGAAAGACGCGAUCGCGAUCGUGAUCAUGAACGGCAGUAUAAGAGAUCUGAACGUCAUCGCAGCAGAAGUCGCAGCCAUUAAAGCAGCUAGUCUAAACAGUAAUAUUUGUGUCGUCGUGUUGCUUUUUGUUGCCGAUUAGAGACAGUGAGAGAGAGAGAGAGGAAAAGUAGUAGUAGUUCUUCGUUCAACCCCCCCACAUUUUUCGGAUCAAGAGGUAUCCCAAGCUACAGAAAUAAAAUUAUAGGCAAUUAAUAAUCUAUCAGCUUUCCACCAGGUAAGUCGGUUUGUGCAAUACCAUUACUAAUCGAUCUUUUUUCGUUUCUUUCAUCGUCGAAUGUGUUUUAUAUGUCAUAUAAUCCUAUCGAGUAAGAGCUCAGGUCAACAGAAAAGCAAAUACGUUAACAGUUACACUCCAAUUGAAGCAUUCAGAAAACUAAAACGUGUCUUGUUGAGGGUCGGUAUGUACUUUUUCUCCGGACAGGUUAGUGUCUUCAGAUAGACCACAAUAUUUGCAGACGUAUCGUGUUGGUGUAAUGUUGAGAAAUUUGAGCUCGACGCAUGUCAGGUAUACACUCGUUCAGCAUACAAUCCUAAUUCCGAUUCGAUUAUCCUUGCAGUUAUUUUGAUUUUCUGAUAGCCAUUUCUUAAUUCAAGGCGAAGAAGUAGAAUGCUUUAAACAAGAAAGGUAUCUGUUUUCCUUGUUUUACGAAAAGUUUCACAGUAGACAUUCACUGUUAAACUUGUAGUUUUUCUAGAGCGUCGUUUGGGGUCGCGUAAAAGAAAAUUGUUGCUCCGAUGGAACCGGAGCUACCGUACAAAUCGUGCAUCCAGGAUUUAGAGGUACAUUUCAGCUGAAACAAUAUUGUCUAUUUUCAAAUAAAAAAAAAAUGCACAGGGUGUUUGAAGGAGAAGCCGUUUGGUUGCGAACAAAAGGAAGCAGCAUUGCGUCCUACUGUUAUCAUCGUGUCUACCUACAUCUUUCGAUGCUACCAUCGACGGAAGCCAUAUAUGAAAGCAGGUAUUUCCUAACCUUUCUGUGUUGUCUAAAAAAACCUAUUGGUGGUUAAUGAUGCUUCAAGAUGAAUGAUUUCCAGGCUAAAUUGAACGGACGUUUGGGCUUACCUGCUUUGAGUUUGAUGAAACUUGCUAGUAUUGUACCUAACUGGUAUUAAGAUGUCAGUUGUCGCAUAUAAAAGUAAGCUCAGGGAAAGACGCUGGGCUAAUUUUGUUAAGAAAAACCGAUCUUUGCACUGAAUAUUUUUAUAGUAAUAUAUCCUGUUUAUAGACGUCUUGUAGGAAUUGAAUUUCUUAACUACCGAUAGGUGACCAGUCAACUAGAAAAUAACCGGGAAUAUGUAUUUAAUUUAAAACAAAUAUUGUUUCGGCCUACAUUUUCGUUCCUAAACAAAUUGAAGCACGAUGACGGUGAUUUUCCUCCUUCGACCUGACGAUUCGGCCUUGUGCGGUAUGUUAAAACGAAAAUGUCCAACGCUUCAUCAACAAUCAACCCCUGCUGGAUUUUCUACAGCAACCGCUUAAACGUGUCCCGAACAGUUUGAAUGAGGAUGAAAAGGUGCCGUGGUCUGUUGUCUCUAAUGGGCUAUCCAUUUAUUACGUCACGCUAAAUGUGGGAGAAAUCAACCUCCUUUCGUCACGCUUUUCCUAUACUUGAUACAUUGAUUGUCACAGAUUCUUAAACCCCUCCCCCUAAGAGCGAGACUUACUAAAUUGAUGCUUCCUAACGAGCGUUU
Ochlerotatus camptorhynchus is the source of this 2873-nucleotide messenger RNA. RefSeq names its product luc7-like protein 3. The record is from RefSeq and is a predicted model, not a curated record. Gene Ontology annotation, molecular function: mRNA binding. Gene Ontology annotation, cellular component: U2-type prespliceosome; U1 snRNP. The transcript has 6 exons. Bases 244 to 1203 code for a protein of 319 amino acids. Gene Ontology annotation, biological process: mRNA splice site recognition. NCBI's taxonomy places the organism in Eukaryota, Metazoa, Arthropoda, Insecta, Diptera, Culicidae.